This is a messenger RNA of Pollicipes pollicipes, 1761 nucleotides long. RefSeq lists its product as uncharacterized. Lineage: Eukaryota; Metazoa; Arthropoda; Thecostraca; Pollicipedomorpha; Pollicipedidae. The transcript is spliced from 15 exons. Gene Ontology annotation, molecular function: monocarboxylic acid transmembrane transporter activity. The record is from RefSeq and is a predicted model, not a curated record. The coding region runs from base 91 to 1761 and encodes 556 amino acids. Gene Ontology annotation, biological process: monocarboxylic acid transport; transmembrane transport.
CCCUGCUGACCUGCUGCAGGCCUUGCUCAUCCCUGCUAACCUGCUGGCCCCGCUGGUACCUGCCCGGCUCGUGAGCCGCGCCGGCGCGCCAUGGAGCAGUGCCCGGACUCUCCGGUGCAGGCCGCCGCCAACGGGGGCGCCAAGAGCUCGCUCAAGGCGUGGCCCGGACCGUUGGCACCGCCGAGUCCGGCCGAGCGCUCGGCCAGCCCCGGCGGCACGCCGCAGGUCAGGUUCAAGAUCGCCGCCGCUGCGCCCGCCCGACCCAAGCGAGGUCGGCGCCGGACCGCCUCGUCCUCCUCCCACCUGAGCGACUCCACCUCGCCCGACGACGAGUGCGUGACGCUGGAGCGGCACGCGCCCGACGGCGGCUGGGGCUGGGUGGUGGUUGUGGCCGCCUUCACCAUCAACAUGAUCGCCGACGGCAUCUGCUUCUCCUUCGGCGUGUUCUUCGUGGAGUUUCUGCGCUAUUUCGGCGCCUCCAAAAGCACCACCUCCUGGCUGGGCAGCAUAUUCCUGGCGCUGCCGCUGCUGCUGGGACCGGUGGCCUCUUCGCUGGUGGACAGGUUCGGCUGUCGACGCACCACCGUGGCCGGUGCACUGCUGUCGGCGGCCGGCUUCAUGCUCAGCUACUUCGCAGACUCGAUGGAGCUGCUGUUCUUCACCUUCAGCGUGAUGCCCGGCAUCGGUCUGUCGCUGUGUUACGUCUCAGCCGUGGUGAUCGUGGCCUAUUACUUCGAGCGACGCCGCUCGCUGGCCACGGGCAUCAGCGUCUGCGGCACCGGCGUCGGCACCUUCCUGUUCCCGCCGCUGGUGGAGCUGCUGAUCCAGGAAUACGGGUGGCGGGGCGCGCUGCUGGUCCUGUCCGGCAUAUUUCUCAACAUCGCCGUUUGUGGCAUGCUGAUGCGUGACCUCGACUGGACAAAACACAAAAACAGGGAGCGCUCCAGCCAGUGUACGCUCUCGGCCGACGGCGACUCAGACAGCUUGCGGUCGGAGGCGGAGUCGCUGCCGGACAUCGAGCAGCUGCGCACCGCCCUCCACUCAGGUGACGUCAGCGCGCUGCUGGGCCGGCCGGUCAGCAGUGAGCAGCUGGAGCGGCUGCACAGCUCGGCUUUGCAGCUGCCCACCUGGCUGGCGGACGCCGACGCGCCGCCAGAGGUGUUGAAGACGAUCGAGACGAACCGGCGGCUACAUGAGCUGGUCUCCCGACUGUACCCGCACCUGCUGCUACCGGCCGGGGAGGAGGGCACUCUGCCAGAGAACGGGACCGGCCCGGGCGCGACGGUGCGGACCACCCGCAGCGUGCCGCACCAGCCGCACAGGGCGGCGCCGCGUCCGCUCUUCACGUGCGAGCCCGAGCCCCCGGCCGCCUGCCUGCGGAACAUGCGGCUCAGACGACAGUCGAUGACCUACCGUGGCGCCAUGCUGAAUAUUCAUCGGUACCGACUGCGGGCCUCCUCCUGCCCGGACAUCUACCGAAACUCCAUGAUCACCAUCCUGUCUGAGGAUGAGGACGAGGGCUGUUGGAGCUGCGUGCGGGACGUGCUGCGCGUGCUGCAGAAGAUGCUGGACGUCUCUUUCUUCCGAUUGCCGGCAUUCACGCUGUUUGCGCUCUCCAACUUCGUGUUGUACAUGUUCUACGACGUGCCGUACGUGUACCUGGCCGACCACGCCAUCAGUGGCGGCGCCACCGACGAAGAGGCCAGCGUCCUCAUCUCCGUCAUCGGCAUCAGCAACGUGGUCGGCGUGCCACGGAAGUGA